UUGACAAAACCAAAAAAUGGCAGAGAGUUCAGGUAGAGCAUCAGUGCGCUUGAAACGUAUGAUUUCAACUCGUUUGUCACGAAAACGUAGUGAUGUUUCUGCUCAUCAUCCUCGUCAUCAGAAACCAAUCAUUCUGAAGGGAACGUUCGUAGUAGCGGUCCAGAAUGAAGGCCAAUCAGCAGCAGCAGCAGCAAAAUCGGCUUCUGUUCAGAUUUAUAGUGGCACUGAAAUUGAUCCAAAGACAGGCAAAGGGAAGCUGAGUGACGUGGCACAUUUAAAAGGUGGAAAGAGGAAGAAAAACGAAGGCACAGAAACAGAAACCCUAAUAACAUACAGAAUAAGAAUACGUGUGGACUUAAACUUUGGGACUCCGUUGGCCUUUCUGAUACAGAACCAACACAAGAAGAACAGAUUCUAUCUUCAACAUGCCUCCAUUGAAACUCCAAGCAACCAGAUUAUUCACUUCCUUUGUAAUUCUUGGAUAUACCCUUUCAAGAACACCAAAUCUCAUCGCGUUUUCUUCUCCAACACUUGUUAUAUUCCAAGAGAAACACCAAGAGGAUUGAUUGAGCUGAGGAAGGAAGAAAGCGAAAGGAUGAGAGGGAAUGGAGAAUCAGGAGAGAGAAAGGAAUGGGACAGGAUAUAUGAAUAUGAAGUGUACAAUGAUCUUGGUGAUCCUCAAAACCCUAGACCAGUGUUGGGUCGUUCCAGGUGGCAUCCUUAUCCUCGCAGACUCAGAACUGGACGACAACCUGCUUCAUCAAGCAUGUCAAGUGAGAGCAGACCAGAAUCAAUGCUUUGGAGUAUAUAUGUUCCUGCAGAUGAAAGAUGCAGCCCCAAGAAACUUAAAGAGUUGCAAUCAAAAGCAGUCCAAGCUUUUGUUUACUUUGUGAUUCCAGAAUUGAAGUUACUACUUGAGGAAGAUUCAGAUGAUGAAUUUCAAUCAUUCCAAGAGAUACUAAACCUUUUCUCUCCCAAUAGAGAUCGCAAAGUUGAAGGAAGUUUCAAAGACACAAUAAAGAAUACUCUUGUGCCUCAGCUUGCCAAUGCAAUCACUCGCCAUGCUUCCCAGAAGAGUCCUGUGCAUUAUCCUCUUCCUCAAAUAAUAUCUGAAAAUGAAUGGGCUUGGAUGGAUGAUAUGGAAUUUGCAAGACAGAUGGUUGCAGGAAUUCACCCAUUGAGAAUCCAGCGCUUGAAGAGAUUCCCACCUCAAAGCAAAAAUGGAGUGGUCAGUUCAAUAGAAUCCACGCACAUAGAACACAACCUUGAAGGCCUGACAUUACUCCAGGCACUGCAGGAGGGGAGAAUACUCAUACUGGACCACCAUGACUAUCUGAUUCCAUUCUUAGACAGAAUCAACACAAAUGAAGUGUGCGCCUAUGCAUCAAGGACAUUGCUGUUAUUGAGGAAUGACGGCAUGUUGAAGCCAUUAGCAAUAGAACUCAGCCUGCCUUCAUUUCCUCUGGGAAAUGGAAAUGAAGAGCAGAGAGUCUUUCUUCCAGCAGAAGGAGGAGCGGAAGCUGCUCUCUGGCAGCUUGCUAAAGCCCAUGUUGCUGCCAAUGACAAUCUUUACCAUCAACUCAUCAGCCAUUGGUUGCAUACCCACGCAGUUGUUGAACCAUUUAUCAUUGCCACCAGAAGACAGCUAAGUGUUAUGCAUCCAAUCCAUCGGAUCUUGAACCCUCAUUUCAGAGACACCAUUCACAUAAAUGCUUUAGCAAGAUGUAUACUUAUAGAUGCAGAAGGGAUUCUUGAGAAAAUAUUACUUUCCGGGGAAAUCUCCAUGGAAAUGUCAUCUGAGCUCUACAAAGAGUGGAGGUUCACUGAACAAGGCCUUCCUGCUGAUCUACUCAAAAGGGGUUUGGCCAUAGAAGACCCAGAUGUGAACAACCCCGCCGGGAUUCAAUUUCUCUUGGAGGAUUAUCCCUACGCCACUGAUGGACUUGAAAUAUGGGUUGCUAUCAAACAAUGGGUCAAGGACUUCUGCUCGUUCUUCUACAAAGACGAUGAUGCUGUUAAGUCUGAUAUCGAACUCCAGGCGUGGUGGACAGAGAUUCAAAAUGUUGGUCAUGGUGAUAAGCGCAACGAAACUUGGUGGAUACGAAUGACUACUCUCCCAAACCUGGUUGAAGCAUUGACAACACUCAUUUGGAUUGCUUCAGCUGUGCAUGCAUCGCUUAACUAUGGGCAAUAUGUGUACUCUGGUUACCCACCAGGUCGUCCAACACUAUGUAGACAAUUUAUUCCUGAUGAAGGGACACACGAGUUUGGAGAGUUUCUCAAGGACCCAGAUAAAUUUUUCCUCAAGAUGUUGCCUGGAAGAUUUGAAAUGAGUUUGGCUGUAGCAUUAGUAGAAGUUCUCUCACAACACGCUUGUGAUGAAGUGUACUUGGGUUGCCAACCCUCUCCUGAGUGGAUAGACAACGAUGAGGUUCGAAAGAGAUUUGCACAAUUCGGUGAAGAAUUAAAAAAGAUUCAGACAAGGAUCUUAAGUAGAAAUAAUGACGCCAGGCUACGGAACAGACGUGGCCCAGCGAAAAUGACAUACAAUCUCUUGUACCCUAAUACAACAAGUUCUGGAUCAAAAGGAGUCACGGGAAGAGGGAUACCUAACAGCAUAUCAAUUUAGCUGACUGUCUUUUUUAAAUUUAUUUGUAAAUUUCUGUAGAAUAACAAUUGUGCCUCGUUGACUAAAGGCCAGAAAAAGCAAUAAAAGGAAUUGGGAAAUGCAAGAUGCCCAAAAGAAGUAACCAAGGAUAGUAUGACUGACUCUUGCCAUCUUGUAUGGUACUUCCCAUUUUUCUUUUCCUUAUUUCAUAAAAUUUACACCCAGCAAGAACCCUUGGCAGCAGAAACUUCAAAUCACACAACCCUAGUAGCAGUAUAUGCUUGAUUUUGUCUCAUAAAUCAUAAAGAGUUGGUGAAAGGGGAAGUCAUUUGUUAUAGACUCUGAUAGUCACCAUAGGAACAGCUGGAAAUGGACACAGCAGCAUAAGCAGAAUAGCUAUGUCAAAAUAGAAAACGGAAUCAAAGAAUCAGAUGAAUUACUGCCUAUCACAAGAGAAGAUAAAUUAUUUACUUUUUGAAGUAACCACCACUUCGGCAAUUCAUUUCAUAGGAUAAAAACAAUAAAAAAUAGGAAGAAUUGUAAGGAAGGGCCAAA
Neltuma alba is the source of this 3163-nucleotide messenger RNA. Its product is annotated as linoleate 9S-lipoxygenase 5-like. Lineage: Eukaryota; Viridiplantae; Streptophyta; Magnoliopsida; Fabales; Fabaceae. The coding region runs from base 17 to 2629 and encodes 870 amino acids. The transcript has 9 exons. Gene Ontology annotation, biological process: lipid oxidation. The record is from RefSeq and is a predicted model, not a curated record. Gene Ontology annotation, molecular function: metal ion binding; protein binding; oxidoreductase activity, acting on single donors with incorporation of molecular oxygen, incorporation of two atoms of oxygen.